This is a messenger RNA of Pelobates fuscus (common spadefoot toad), 1711 nucleotides long. RefSeq names its product ankyrin repeat and SOCS box containing 16 (gene ASB16). Gene Ontology annotation, biological process: intracellular signal transduction. Gene Ontology annotation, molecular function: protein binding. The record is from RefSeq and is a predicted model, not a curated record. The coding region runs from base 81 to 1451 and encodes 456 amino acids. The transcript is spliced from 5 exons. Lineage: Eukaryota; Metazoa; Chordata; Amphibia; Anura; Pelobatidae.
CUUCACUUUGGCAGAGAGAUUUGCUGUAGACCCUACAAUUUAUUUUAUACAACCCUUAUACUCCCCCCGUCCCACGUAAGAUGUCUAGGGAUACUUUCCCCUUCACUUCUGGAACUUUACGAUCUCUUGAAAGACAGAAGGAACAAUUAGAAUGUCAAGAUCGUCAAAGAGCCGUCAGCAGGGAGUAUCUUACCCGUAAAGUUCUGACUCCUAGCCGGGCAGUCCGUCCCUCGAUGUCUCGGAGACACCUGUACUGUAGAGAUGCUGCCAUUCACAAUGCCCUUUACACAGGAGAUAUUGAAAGGCUUAAGGGGAUAUUCAGGGAGGACGGAUCAGCAGAAGUCCUGGUAGAGACAGUCAGCGAGGAGCUACAAUGGUCUCCAGAUGUGGGAGUCUGGACUCUGACCCCCAAAAAGUAUCACACUUCCCCCCUACGUAUCACUGCUGGACGAGGAUACGCCGAUUGUGUUCCCCUUCUAGUGAAUCGAGGAGCUGACCCUAACUCUAAAGCAGGAGGUCGGGGGGCACUACAUGACUCCUCUGAGAGUCACCAUGCUGAGUGUACGCGUCUUUUACUGAGCCGUGGGGCUGAUCCCAAUCUUAUGGAUGAAGAUGGUCGAGCACCCCUCCAUCUCUGUACUACCCCGGAGACAUUUGAAUGUGCAAAGCUACUACUGGAGUAUGGGGCCUAUGUGAAUCUUCCUUGUCACUACACGCGAGUCACCCCACUGCACAUAGCGUCUGCAAGAGGCCUAGAACAACACGUUUCUCUCUAUCUGAGCCUUGGUGCUAAUCCUUCGGCCCUCAACAGGGAAGGCGAAACACCACUUAACGCCGCUUGUGCCGCCUCAGAUUCUCCACAGCACUUUGGUCGUUAUUACAGAGUGGCGGAAAUGCUUCUCAAAUCCGGUGGAAAUCCUGGUACCCCAGGAAAGAAAGGACACGGACCUUUACACAAUGCCAGUGCCAACUGUCAUUUUAGACUGGCACAAAUGCUAUUAGACCAUGGGGCAUCUGCGAAUGUCACCAACAGUGCUGGGUACAAUCCCCUGGACUGUGCCCUACAAGUAUGCACUGAUUAUCCAGAAUGCCAGCCCCACCAGCUAGUAAGAACGCUGCUUAACCAUGGAGCCAAUCCUCCAGGUUCUAAGAUGUGGAAAUUCUGUGCUGCCUCCCCUCAAGCUUUUGAGAUUCUCCUAAACUCCUAUGACCGGAUUCCUCUUGGAGAUGCAUGGGUGGAAGCUGUGCCUGCUGAAAUUUGGGAGGAGCAUCGUACGUUUUAUGAGUCUGUCUUGAAGGCUUCAAAUCAACCGCGUCCUUUACAGCAUCUUGCCCGCUGCGCACUAAGAAAGCAGUUUGCUGGACAGUGCCACAAGGCAUUCCCAGACCUCGGUUUACCCCCUUGCCUCACUGCUUACCUUCUUCUGCAGCCCGAAGGCACCAUCCAUUAAAUAUAGAGAAAUAAUUUGCAUGUUACUAUCUAGACGAGUAUUACUUUGCAAUUAGAGUAUAUAUGUCACAUAGAACACUUGCAGUUAAUGAGUGAUCAUAUAUUUCAUGGCUGAGGCUCUUAGUUAUAACAUGUUUGUAGUCCCCUGUUCAAUUUGUAGUCCUCUAAAAGUUUUAGUCGGUGGAAAUAACUGUGAGAACUCAUUAAUUAUUUUAUUAUUUCUCCUAUGUAAGAAAACUAAACUAAAAACAGGGUGAGUCU